Molecule: messenger RNA, 4673 nt
Organism: Liolophura sinensis
Lineage: Eukaryota; Metazoa; Mollusca; Polyplacophora; Chitonida; Chitonidae
Product: CD109 antigen-like
Exons: 37
Coding region: 72-4466 (1464 amino acids)
Cellular component (GO): extracellular region
Molecular function (GO): endopeptidase inhibitor activity
Source: RefSeq, a predicted model, not a curated record
AAACAUCCUCCACACGUGCCCUAUAUAAACAGCUUCGUAAUACACUCUACAGAUCACUUUUAAUAGACAAGAUGAGGUAUUUGCUAGCUGCUUUAUUGGUAACCGUUGUUAACGGUCAAAAUGUAUUGCUGAUUGAACCGCCUAUCCCAAACACACAGGAGCCGGCAGCACCAAAUGUAGAAACUCUUACUUUCGACUCGUACCUUGUCGGCGUUCCCAGCUGUAUUAGGCCCGGUCUUUCCGCAGAUGUCUAUGUAGCUGUAUUAAAAGGCUCAAGUCCCACUAAUGUCAUUGUUGAGCUGAUAACUGAGAAAAACAGCUCAGUUGCAGCUAAUCGAUCUAUUCUCAACACUGGGAAGCCCGAGAUACUAUCAAUUCAGGUUCCUUCUGACAUCACUCAGCCAAAUUUAUUUCCCCGAUAUUUUAUACGGGUCGUUGGAACGGGCGAAGAUGUGAAGUUUCAAAACCAAACCGAGGUCCGAGUGAAUCGUCAAAAUGUGACGGGCUUUGUGCAAACUGACAAGGCCAUAUACAAACCAGGGGAUACAGUAAAUUACAGAAUAUUCUCACUGUUUCCUGAUUUGAAAGUUCACAAAGCUAGCUACGACAUUGAAAUCAAAGACCCCAAGGGAAAUAAGAUCCGGAAUGUAAAGAACGUGUUUGACCCUAGCGGAUUGGUGCGGGACAGUCUAAAGCUGUCUGACGAACCUGUGUUAGGUGAUUGGCAAAUACGCAUUGUUGAAACUGGUGCCAGUUCCAGCACAAUUCACAAAUCAUUUGAGGUGGAAGAGACAGUUCUGCCGAGGUUCGAGGUGACAGUCAUCCCGCCAUCAUUUGCUUCUCAAGAUCAGGAAACCGUCGACGUGACGGUUACUGGCAUCUACACGUUUGGUGAUGAUGUCAGAGGUACGCUGUCUGUCAGCGUCAAGAGCUUUCCUUGGUGGAAAUCACUCAAAGACGAUGUCCAGCCUGUUCUUCUUCAAACAGUUCCUGAUUUUGUUGGAAGAUCCACCUUUACAUUUCGCGUAGAAGAUCUCCGCAACUUGACGAAGAACAAUUACCUUAUUGACUUUGAGGUGGAAGCCACGCUACGGGAAACCCUUACAGGAAGCACGGUGACUGAGUCUAAGCGUGUCACAGUAUAUCAGACUUCGACCAAAGUCGAGUACGUUCCAGAGAAUUCCAGAACGUUCAAACCGGGGCUCGAUUAUAGCGUUAUCUUGAAGGUCAGUCAGCAAGAUGGAACAGCGGUUAAUGGACCUCUGGGUAACCUAACAUUACGGGCAGAGUUUACCCACCAGGUCACUCACACCGCCGAAGCGACAGUUUCCCUCACACAGACAAACCCGCCCAACAGUUCCCUGGCAGAGGUGUCCUUUGUACGGGCUCCCAAGGCUUCCCAGGAAGAUAUUACCGGGGUACUUGUGACGUUGUCCGAUCUUGGCGGCGGUAUUUUCAAGAUUGACAUACCCACAGUUCCCGAACAUGCAGAAAGGCUAAGCAUUGUGACAACAUACCAGAAAGGGGAUUACUACUGGUAUGCAACUCGAGCUUACUCUCCAAGCAACAGCUUCUUGCAGAUGGCGGUAUCCAACGCCAAACCAAAGACAGGAGACACCCUGGCGAUACAGUUCCGGUCUACUGUUGAAACGGAUUCAUUUAGCAUUCUGGUAUCCUCCCGGGGGCGAGUUGUAAGAACGUACGAAGAAACAAGACCAGUCAGCUCCAAAACAUUCACAUUCUCUUUUGACGUUACGUCAGCAAUGGCGCCACGAGCGAAGGUUGUAGCUUUCUUCAGGACACAGAGCGGAGAAAUCGUUGCUGAUGCUUUAGAGUUUUUUGUCCAAGAUCCCUUCGAAACAAAGGUGUCUGUCGGAUUCAGUGCGGAGGAAGUGAACCCAGGAGAUGACGUCACGAUGACGGUGCUGACAGCUCCCAACUCAUUGGUUGCCACGCUGGUCGUGGACAAAAAGGUUCUCCUGCUCAAGUCCGGAAAUGACAUCACUGAAAGCCAGGUUACACGUUCCAUAUCUGGAUUAGACUGUGGAUACCUUAGCAGCGUGACGGAUGCUGAGCAGGCAUUUAGGGCAUCCGGCUUUAUUGUACUUACUGACAGUGUCCUACACAGCCAGCAAUCAUCGACAAUCAGCCCCAGGGCACGCAUAAGUGCAAAAAAAGGAGGUUCUGCGCCUUUCUCAUCUCAAGCAGACUUUGAAUCUCCUGGUUCUGGCGGUUCACAACUUGAGGAACUAAGAACUCUGUUCCCAGAAACAUGGCUGUUUGGUGUGGAAGUCGCCAAUUCCCGUGGGGAAGUGAAUAUCCGGACGACAGCCCCGGACAGCAUCACCUCCUGGCAGGCCACAGCCUUCGCCAUCAAUGACCAGACAGGAUUCGGUGUUUCUAAGGAACCAGCUAAGCUGACCGUGGUCAAACCGUUCUUUGCUAACAUCUACCUGCCAUACUCCGUGAUCCGAGGAGAAGAGCUCUUCCUUCAAGUCAAUGUUUUCAACAAUCUUAAAAUAAAUUUAACGGUUGAUGUUGAGCUACAAGGAUCUGAUAGCUUCAGAACUCUUGACAUCAGUGACACUGGAGUGGAAGUUCUACUUGCAGGAACCCGCAGCCAGACUUUAAUAGUACCCAGUGGUAUUCCCAAAUCUGUUGUGUUUCCUAUCAAAGCUGUUAAGCUGGGGAAUAUUCCCAUUACUGUGACAGCCCGGUCAGGAGCCGCCUUUGAUGGUCUCACUAAGACUCUGCUCGUGGAGCCAGAGGGCGUGGCGGACGAAUACAAUUUUAUCCAGCUAGUAAAUCUAACCAGCUCAAGCCAGUAUCAAGCCACCAGUCCAGUUUCGUAUCCACCAGGAGUGGUGCAGGGUUCAGAGAAACUCAGAUUGAAGCUUGUGGGUGACGUACUGGGGGGCACGGUGUCGAACCUGGCAGGUCUAGUGCGCAUGUCUUAUGGAUGCGGAGAGCAGAAUAUGGUGAACUUUGCCCCCACCGUGUUUGUGUCUACAUACCUGCAGUCCGUGGGUCAGUUGACAGGAGAACGGAGGAGACAAGCGAUUGACUUCAUCUCUCAAGGAUUCCAACGCCAGAUGAACUACAGGAGGAACGACGGGUCUUACAGCGCAUUCGGGAAUCGCGACAAAGAAGGCAAUCUGUGGCUAACAGCCUUCGUCGCCAAGUCCUUCGUAGCGGCUGCCAAUAACGACUUUCUGAACCUGGACCCAGUGGCUCUGAGAGCAUCUUAUGCGUUUAUAGCUGCACAACAGAACGUGGACGGAUCCUUCCGGUCCAAGGGAAUACUUCACAGCAAACGAUUACAGGGACAAUCUGGAGGUGGUGACGCCUUGACAGCCUACGUACUCACCGCCUUGUUGGAAAAUCCGUCAACGGAUACAAACUUCAGCCGUACUAUCACCAAGGCUCAACGGUUUGUGGAGAACUACGUCAAUACCAGCUCGGACCUGUAUGACUUGGCUAUCGGAGCGUACGCUUUGGCCCUGUCUGGUAGCCCACAGGCGGACAGUGUGCUGAAAACUCUUGAGGCCAGAGCUACAAAUAGAGACGGCUACACGUAUUGGGAGGUGGAAGCUGAACCAGUGUACUUAUGGGAACCGCCGAGACACCAGUCAAAGGCAGCCAGCAUUGAAGCCACCAGCUACGUGUGUCUGGUGUAUGCCCUGAAGAAAGACAUCAGCAAGAGCUCCCAGUGUCUGGCUUGGCUCGUCAGUCAGCAGAAUGAUUAUGGCGGAUUUGUCUCCACUCAGGAUACAGUGGUCGCCAUCCAGGCUCUCAGUGCUAUGGGGCCUUUCUUCUACACGAAAACCCAGGACGGUUCUGUCACUGUUGAGGCCGCCGGGACUUCUGCAUCCCUCACUGUGAACGACGCCAACAGGCUGGAGUUACAACAGGCUACGCUACCAGUUAACGCCAGCAGUGUUACCGUGCGGGCAUCGGGUAUGGGUGUAUUCUUGGUCUCCAUUUCAGUUAGAUACCACAUCCAGACCCCAGUACUGGAGCCCUCGUUCACGCUCACCACGACCCUUAUCAGAGACACACCCGCGGCCAUUGAGCUAAGCGUUUGUGCCAAAUAUCUCCGUGGUGAGGCCAGCAGUAUGGCGAACAUUGAGAUCCGGCUGCCGUCAGAUUUUAGCCUGACUCAGCAGGGGAAAGAUCAACUGCUGUCUGUGGCCAAGAGGGUGGAUGUUCUGGACGGCAAAGUCUUGAUGUAUCUGGAUGAGAUAACAAGCACAGGCGUUUGUACCAGUUUUACGGCAAUCGGAAGUGGGAACGUUAACAAACCCAAGCCCAAUCCUGUCAGAGUGUUCGACUAUUACAACCCAGACGAUUCCGCUCUUUCGUUCUAUACCCUAUCGUCGCUGAAUGGGAAUUUCUGUGAUUCUGCCGUUUGUGCUAACGACUCUGCAGGCUGUUCGGCCAACUGCCCCAAACGCAGGAGAAAGUAAGGAGGAUACAACGUGAGGAAUACCUACGAUACAGCUAUUGCAGGAUUUCAUUUUUAAUUUACACAAGUUAUUGUUUUCGUUUAAAUACUGAGGCAAAUUUGGUCUUGUAUACAUAACAAAGUCUUCUUAAUUUUAGUGUCUUCAGAUCGUAGAUAAAUUACUCGUAUGCUUUUUAAAUUUGGGGAUUGAUAAAAUAAAUGCGUUUAG